ACUGGUCUGACCCAGCCAAUUGAGAGCACUUGCUCCCCUCCCAUUCCUGUUCCUGCACCGCAUUCCACCGCACUGCGUGCUGCUGCCAAAAAACCCCUUCUCUCGCCCUCUUCCCCACCCUCUCCUUCUCUCCCUCCCGCCCGCUGCGAUCCGCUCGACCAUCUCUCGCCAUCCCAUCCCAUCCCAUCGCCAUCGUCGAUCCGUCUUCAUCCCCCUCCUCGCACCGCAUGAAGAUCAGUCCUUGACACUGUUCAUAUAGAAGAAUAUAAUAUCGCCGUACUCGCAUCUCGCAAGAACCGUUGCUGGAUCGUCCUCCUCCCUAUCUCUCCACACGGCUCCCCUUACUGCACUGUCCAGACAGCCUCGCGACAUCAUGACAGAGUCUUUCGAAGAGCCCUUCCCCCAGAACCAAGAGGCAGCCAAGCGGUUCAAAGGGGGUCAGAAAAGGAAGCAGCCCGGAACAGCGGCAGCAUUCUCUGUUGCUGCAUCCUCCAUGUCACCCCCUCCAACGCAGUUGCAUAUGCCCUAUUACACCCAAGCUGCCAGCGCCUCCGGCAAUGCCGGCUUCAAUACCCAUGCCAUCACUGAUAGUGAUAUCAAUACCCAAGGCAAUGGAGUGAUGACUGGCAAUAGGAAUACCUCAUCAGGACUGGUCUAUCAACAGCCCAUUUCACUGCAACACCAACAACUGCCAACACAGUAUCUUCCUCUCAACCACACACCAUUCGCGAGCAGCUCACCCGAUGUCAAUGGACAUGGUCGGGAGGACCAUGUGAAUGCUAGUGCUCACAGCUACACAAGCAACCAUUCAGGUGCACAUGCCUUUAACAGCACCUCAAACAGGACAGGUUCCUCAGAGGGCAUCGCCAAUGGAUCAAUAUCGCCCUCCAACAUUACAACAGCGGACGACAUGGAUGCCCUCACCACCAUGCUUUCUGAGACGACCUUGAGCAGCAUGGCUUACUACGGUCCCAGCGCAGCAACCAUUGCAAGCGACUUUGACGACGAAGACCUCUGGGGACCACAGAUUCGGUCUACUAAUACCGAGGAUGUGACCGUCCCAGUCGAGAUGCAAAUCCUGCCGGAUCUUGCCACGCGCCAACAUCUCACAGAUCUCUACUACAAGGUUAGCAGUACAGCCCAAACCAUCUUGUAUUUCCACUGGGAUAUGCAGCUGAUCCCGAACCUGUUGUGUUUGAAUUGUGCUGUCUAGAACCACUUUAUUCUUUUACCAAUGGUGCAGCGGGAGGUGCUUCGGGUGUGCGAGGAAAACAUUCAUGUCCCUCACUGUCUGCUAUUGUGCAACGCUGUGUACUAUUGCGGAUCAAUGUUUUCCAGCAACACCAUGCCCUUGCGAAAGGACUCGGGAGACGAAGGCACAGUUGGAGAAGACUUUUUUCAGCGUGGCCAAGGUAAGCGAUUGCCCAUUAUAAGCAGAAUAGCUUUUUAUAAGCGCACUUGGCCGAUUCCCGCAUUUCCGUACAUAAUUCGUUAUGCUGAC
This is a messenger RNA of Gamsiella multidivaricata, 1501 nucleotides long. RefSeq lists its product as uncharacterized. Bases 374 to 1213 code for a protein of 279 amino acids. The record is from RefSeq and is a predicted model, not a curated record. NCBI's taxonomy places the organism in Eukaryota, Fungi, Mortierellomycota, Mortierellomycetes, Mortierellales, Mortierellaceae. The transcript is spliced from 2 exons.